Molecule: messenger RNA, 1086 nt
Organism: Nerophis lumbriciformis (worm pipefish)
Lineage: Eukaryota; Metazoa; Chordata; Actinopteri; Syngnathiformes; Syngnathidae
Source: RefSeq, a predicted model, not a curated record
AUGGGGGAGCAGCCCAUCUUCAGCGCCCGAGCUCAUGUUUUCCAGAUUGACCCAGCUACCAAACGCAACUGGCUGCCGGCUAGCAAGCAUGCCGUCACUGUGUCCUUCUUCUAUGAUGCCAGCCGCAACGUCUACCGCAUCAUUAGUGUGGGCGGGACGAAAGCUAUCAUCAAUAGCACCAUCACCCCGAAUAUGACCUUCACCAAAACCUCCCAGAAGUUUGGUCAAUGGGCUGACAGUCGGGCUAACACAGUAUAUGGCCUCGGCUUUUCCACAGAGCAGCAGCUGCAGCAGUUUGCAGAACAAUUUAAGGAGGUCAAGGAGGCGGCCCGGCUGGCCAGAGAAAAAUCCCAGGAGAGGUACGAACUGGCCAAUCCUGCUCUCAGCAUCGCUGCCCCACAGCUGUCUCAGGAGCUGUCAGAGGACCGUCAUUCUCCACCACUUCUGACAGUUAACGGGCCGGGGGAGGAAAAGCUGUUUCGCAGUAAAAGUGCAGAAGUGGAGCUAACAGUGGAGAAGGAGAAGGUCAAGAAGAUGUUGUCUGAAGGGUCCAUGUGUGAAAUCAAUCUGGAGGCAGAACUUUUCACCUUACAGGACAGUAACGCCAAGCUUGUGGCAGCACUGCAGGAGGCCAAUGGCAGCGUGGAGCAGUGGAAGCAGCAGUUGGCUGAAUACCAGGAGGAAACGGAUCGACUUAGAGAGCAGGUGGCAGAGUUGGAGGCUCAACUUGGCCAUCCUGCUGCUGCUGCUCACACUGAUAAAGAGGAGCUUAGCCGCUCACUGGAAGAGCUGGAAGCCCUGCUUUGUGCCAAAGACCAGGAAAUACACAGUCUACAGAGCAAGAGAACUGAUGUGGGGGAGCUAGAAAGGGAGAGAGAAGAGGCCAUACAGAGACUCCAGGACCUUGAAAGACGAAACACUGAGCUGGAGGUCCAAAUUAGGAGCACUGAAAAGACGCUGAACUCCAACAGGGAAGAACGUGAAAAGGCAGAAGUCGAAGUUCGACAUUUCCUCGAGGCCCUCGAUGUGAAAAUCUGCGACUUGAAUGACUUGAGACAAAGUCUGGCAAACCUGGUCGAUAAGUAG